AUGGACUCAUCUUCCGAAGAAGUUCCCAGCCACAUGGCCAUUGGACAAUCACGCAGCCUGGCAGUCAACUUUAUGUGGUCGAAAAUGCACAUCUACGUGACAGACUUUGAACCCAAGAACCCCAACCCCAAGCUAGUCUACGAUGUGAACUGCGACAUGCUCGCCCCACACCUGAAAUUCAAGUCAAUGGAACAAGACCGACAAGUCGGAACUGGCACCAUCCACGCCAUCUCCAUUAGUCCUGACUUCGAACUACACGGUUCCAAAGGAACUCUCCGCGCCAAGAGCCGAUUGCGAACCAUGUACACGCACUAUUCACACAUCUACUCCGACACAGGAAAACCAGCCAAGAUGUCCUGGACUAGCAACAGCGGGUUCAAGACAUGGGACUUUAUCUGCUGCGACGAGAACCAGAACCCUGUCGCGAAAUUCUCGGCCAAUGUCUGGGCUGUGAAGAGAUUCGCCAAGAUUGAACUGUUGGGUCCCAAGGCUUUUGAUACAGCCGCUAUGGAUGAGAUCGUUGUCGUUGGCCUUACCCUGUGCUAUUGCAUGUAUAUGAGAGUCAACAACCCCUUCAAUUUGCUUGGGUCUGCUACGAUGCGCUCGAGCAAGGACGCAUAUAUCGAGCCUCCACAAGCGCAGCCUGUGCCUACCCAGCCGGCACAGGGAAAGAUCAUUGAUUAA
Messenger RNA from Penicillium salamii, 684 nucleotides. The record is from the annotation of a GenBank genome assembly. NCBI's taxonomy places the organism in Eukaryota, Fungi, Ascomycota, Eurotiomycetes, Eurotiales, Aspergillaceae.